Molecule: messenger RNA, 1830 nt
Organism: Oryzias melastigma (Indian medaka)
Lineage: Eukaryota; Metazoa; Chordata; Actinopteri; Beloniformes; Adrianichthyidae
Gene: rab11fip4a
Product: RAB11 family interacting protein 4 (class II) a
Biological process (GO): endocytic recycling; regulation of cytokinesis
Cellular component (GO): cleavage furrow; recycling endosome membrane; midbody
Molecular function (GO): calcium ion binding
Source: RefSeq, a predicted model, not a curated record
GGCUGUCGUGACGCGACUUUGGGCUGGAAUUGGACUCGUGUAGAGAUCGGGAAUCAUCGUGUUUUUCCGGAGCUGAUGUCAGAGCAGCAUCGAUCGGUCCGGCGGAGCUCCGGAUGAUGGCGCCGUCAAAGCGGAGCCGUUCGGCCUAACGUGAGGGAGGACGGCGGGUGUGGUCCGGACAUGGAGGACCACGCCAGCUCCGAACCGGACCAGCUGCUGCAGUUCCUGCGGAGACUCAAGGAGGUUUUCGACGUGUGCGAUGAGGACGCGGACGGCUUCAUCCGGGUGGAGCACCUGCUGGAUCUCGGUCUCCAGUUCGGUCAACCAGACGAGGUGAAGAAGCUGACCCGCCAUCUGUAUCCCAACGCUCAUGGGAAAAUCAACUUCAAAGACUUCUGCCACGCCGUUUUUGCCAUCAAAGGGUGUGAAGGGAUCCUGAAGGCGGCUGUCGGCCCCCGCCUCGUCUCCCGCCAUCCGUCUGUCACAGACAACGGCUAUAUGUACCAGGCUGCAGAGGCAAACCCAGCCCCCCCCAUCAUCAUGUGCACCCGCCCUUACCCAGAGUGCAGUGCGUCCAGCGACGAGUGUGACAUGGACAGCAGCUCUGACACACGAGGCCCGUCUCAGCAGCCCAGCCUCCUGAACGGAUCGGCGUCUGCAUCCGUCAUCUCUGGCGAGGAGCAGUUCGAGGACUACGGCGAGGGCGUGGAUGUGGACUUCACUCCCAGCAGUCCCUGUCCCGAAGAAGACUGUCCACACACAAACGGCUUCUCAGACCUGGGCUCCUCGCUGCCGUCCAGUGGAGGUCAGACCCCUCAGAAGAUGCGGCAGCUGUACAACAGCGACCUGCUGGACAUCUACUGCUCCCAGUGCUGCAAGAAAGUCAAUCUCCUUAAUGACCUGGAGGCUCGCCUGAAAAACCUCAAGGCCAGCAGCCCCAACAGGAAGAUCUCCAGCACCGCGUUUGGACGGCAGCUGUUCCAGGCUAACCACAGCGUGUUCGGGUCCAGUCAGGGCAGCAGCACAGAGGACCUGUUUGCUGACAGCUAUGACCCCUGUGACCUUGACAUCACGGAGAAGGUGGGCUUCCUGGAGAAGAAGGUGACGGAGCUGGAGAGUGACAGUUUGGCCAACAGCGACCUCAAGUCCAAACUGAAGCAGGAGAACACUCACCUCGUUCACAGGGUGCACGAGCUGGAGGAGCAGGUGAAGGACACGGAAACGAAGGCCUCAGACGGUCUGAAGGAGGAGAUGAAGAGUCACCGCGAAGCUUUCAGCAAGAUGGAGAGAGACCGGAACACAGAGAUCGACCUUCUCUUCAACAGGGUGCAGCAGCUGGAGGAUGAGAACGGAGAGAUGACUUUAAACGUGUGCAGACUGAAGUCUCAGACUGAGAAACUGGACCAGGAGAAGCAGAAAAUUUCAGACAAGCUGGAAGACACGAGUCUGAGGCUGAAGGAUGAGCUGGAUCUGUACAGGAAGAUCAUGGACAAGGUUUGGCAGAACCGCCACGAGUUCCAGAAGGAGAAGGAGUCCAUGCAGGAGCUGGUUGAUGACCUGCGGCGGGAGCUGGACUAUCUCCAGAUAUUCAAGUCAGAAAUGGAGCAUCCUGGGAAAGGAAAAGGACUGUCUGAGUUUAAUGCCAAGACCAUGGAGAUGGAGCAUGAAGUCAGGAGGCUGAAGCAGGAGAACUUCAAGCUGCACGACCAGAACGACGACCUGAACGCUCAGAUCCUCAGUCUGAGUUUGUAUGAGGCCAAGAACCUGUUUUCCUGCAACACCAAGGCGCAGUGCCUCGCAGCUGAAAUCGACAACGCAUCCAGAGACGAG